CAUUUUUGACCCCGGGGUUUUAUGACGUCGCACCUCCGCUGGCGAAUUCAUCCCACAUCCUUCCCCUUUGGGCCAUCAGCAUAAAUUCAAUUACAAAACUAUUUAUAAGACCUACAUCGAUUCCUCUUCGGAUAUGCAAUACUUCGACUUCGUUCUAUCACCAUGCCAUUCGUCUUCAUUCGUCUGAUAAACUGGGUACCCAAUGUCAUCUAUACACUACAUGUCUAUUGAGGCCUACCACCUAUCCAAACAACCCAAUCAAAGAGGCCUGGUCGACUCUGAAGAAUAUCCUACACUGACCGUGUACCGUUACCAUGACCUCGAGGAACCAGUCGCCGCGAUCUCCACUAUUUGACCAUGGAAUGUCGGAAAAGAAAGACUCUGGUCUUGGAGACUGCGACCUGAGCCCUACUCGAAGGCCCACCAACGUACAUGAUGAGCAUGCAGCAUCUUCAGAUACCGAUAGUGAAGUGCGAGGCAAAUUCCGCGGCGAUGGGAAGCGCGAAUUGACUGAAGAGGAGGCAUAUGAGAAACUCGGCUUCAGCUUCCCAUGGUACAAGAAAUGGGGAAUCUUGACAGUUAUCUUCGUCGUUCAAAUGUCCAUGAACUUCAACAGCAGUACAUACUCCAAUGCCGUGGUGCAGUUAUCGGAACAUUUCCAUAUCAGCCAGCAAGCGGCUCGAGUCGGUCAAAUGAUCUUUCUGAUAACCUACGCCUUUGGCUGCGAGUUAUGGGCGCCAUGGAGCGAGGAAUUCGGUCGAUGGCCUAUCAUGCAACUGAGCCUUCUCCUUGUGAAUAUCUGGCAAAUUCCCUGUGCCUUGGCCCCUAACUUUGGAACUAUGGUUGUUGGUCGCGGCCUGGGUGGACUUAGCUCCGCAGGAGGCUCGGUAACCCUGGGUAUGACUGCUGACAUGUGGGAGGCAGAUGACCAGGGCUUUGCUGUCGCGUAUGUAGUCUUGAGUUCUGUCGGCGGGACAACUAUUGGGCCCAUAUUCGGAGGAAUGAUGGAGCAGUGGUUGAACUGGCGGUGGAACUUCUGGAUUCAGCUUAUUUUCGGUGGAGUCACCCAAAUACUCCAUCUCCUUUUCGUUACCGAAACAAGAUCUACCAUCUUGCUGGAUCGAGAGGCGAAGCGUCGGCGCGAAUCCGGUGAGGAUCCAAGUAUCUAUGGCCCGAGUGAGCUCAAGCCAUCCCGGUUUGACGUGAAAGAAAUCCUUCGCAUUUGGCGGCGCCCAUUUGAGAUGUUCCUGCGCGAGCCCAUUGUGCUUUUCCUAUCUCUUCUUUCUGGCUUCUCUGAUGCGCUAAUAUUCACCUGCAUUGAAUCGUUCUCCUUGGUCUUCAAACAAUGGGCCUUUAAUCCACUGCAGGUUGGAUUGUGCUUUGUCGCCAUUUUUGUUGGCUAUCUGGUUGCAUAUGCCAUUUUCCUGCCCGACAUCUACCGCCAGCGCUUGAUUCGACGACGCGAGGGUGAUGCGGCUCGGGUGGCUGAGCGUCGGCUCUUGCUCUUGCUUUUCAUCGCACCCCUGGAGGCAAUCGGACUAUUUGGCUUUGCCUGGACGUCCAUGGGCCCAGAGUAUACCCAUUGGAUGGUCCCCCUGGUAUUCGUGUUCCUGAUCGCAAUCGCAAACUAUGGUAUCUACAUGGCCACGAUCGACUACAUGGUGGCGGCUUAUGGCGAGUAUUCUGCGUCCGCUACGGGCGGGAAUGGGUUCGCACGAGAUCUACUUGCUGGGCUAUCCGCGAUGUACGCAACCCCGAUGUAUACCAACAUCGGCAGACGUUUUCAUCUCCAAUGGGCUAGCACUAUCCUUGGCUGCUUGGCUGUUUUGGUGACCAUCCCGAUUUACAUAUUUUACUGGAAAGGUCCUGAGAUACGGGCGAGGAGCAAGUUCGCCCAGACCCUUGCCGCGGACAGGCAAAGACACGCUACUAGACGUCAGAGCAGCCAACUCACUCCUCCUGCUGCAUCACCAAUCCCAACCACGCUCGUUACUGUCUCCAAAGUCAACAGCGCGGCAGCAGCCGCAGCCCCCAGCCCUACCCAGCCAGGCAUCGCCUCAAACUGCAACGCGUACCAUCUGGUGGCGAGUGGUGAGACCUGCGCCAGUAUCGCGACGACAGCCGGCAUCUCCCUGACCGACUUCUAUUCGUGGAACUCCGGCGUCGGCAGCGGGUGUACCGCCCUGUGGCUGGGGUACUAUGUCUGCGUUGGGGUGGGAUCAACGGCGACAACCACCACCACAAGUACCACCACGACCGUUGCGGUGUCGACUCCCACCCCAACCCAGACGGGCAUGGUGAGCAACUGCAAUACCUUUUACCUGGUCGCGUCAGGCGAUACGUGCACCACUGUUGCGACGAAGGAGGGGAUCACUGUGCAGAACAUUGUGACCUGGAAUCCGGCCGUGGGGACGGGAUGCACUAAUAUGUGGUAUGGAUACUACAUCUGUGUGGGAGUCUCGGGAUGA
Aspergillus japonicus CBS 114.51 is the source of this 2468-nucleotide messenger RNA. Its product is annotated as MFS general substrate transporter. Gene Ontology annotation, molecular function: transmembrane transporter activity. NCBI's taxonomy places the organism in Eukaryota, Fungi, Ascomycota, Eurotiomycetes, Eurotiales, Aspergillaceae. The transcript has 2 exons. Gene Ontology annotation, biological process: transmembrane transport. Bases 315 to 2468 code for a protein of 717 amino acids. The record is from RefSeq and is a predicted model, not a curated record.